This is a messenger RNA of Miscanthus lutarioriparius, 657 nucleotides long. NCBI's taxonomy places the organism in Eukaryota, Viridiplantae, Streptophyta, Magnoliopsida, Poales, Poaceae. The record is from the annotation of a GenBank genome assembly.
AUGGCCGCCAAGAUAUUUGCCCUCCUUGCACUCCUUGCUCUUUCGGUGAGCGCUGCAACUGCGUUCAUCAUUCCGCAGUGCUCACCGGUUACUGCUGCGGGGUAUGAGCACCCAAUUGUGCGGGCCUAUAGGUUACAACAGGUGCUCGCGGCGAGCAUCUUAGAACAACCAAUUGCCCAAUUGCAACAGCAAUCCUCGGCUCACCUACUAGUUCAGACCAUCGUGGCGCUAACUGCGACAGCAACAGUUCCUGCCAGCGCUCAGUCAACUAUUCCUGCCAAUGCUCAGUCAACUACUGCUUCCACUAUCUGUGGCAAAUGCCAUUGCCCUGCAACAACAGUUACAACAGUUCUACUUGCAACAACAACAGCUACUUCCAUUCAACCAACUGGCUUCCAUUCAACCAACUGGCUGAACGCCGCUGCAUACCUGCAACAGCAGCAGCCGCUUCCGUUUACCCAGUCGGCUGUUGCAACCGCUGCUGCCUACCAUCAGCAACAGCAGCUGCUACCAGUUCACCCAUCGGCACUGGCUAACCCAUUGGCUGCCGCUUUCCUGCAGCAGCAGCAGCAGCAAUUGCAGCCAUUCGACCUGAUGUCUUUGAGGAACCCUGCCUUGUCGUGGCAGCAACCCAUCGUUGGAGGUGCCAUCUUCUAG